Closterium sp. Naga37s-1 is the source of this 1116-nucleotide messenger RNA. The record is from the annotation of a GenBank genome assembly. Lineage: Eukaryota; Viridiplantae; Streptophyta; Zygnematophyceae; Desmidiales; Closteriaceae.
AUGCAGCGCGCACCAGCAGCCGCCUUCGCGCUCGUCAGAUCCGCCGUCCUGGGCCACGUGCGGCUACCCGUGGCGCCCUCCUUCUGGUCACGCGUCGGCAGCGCGCCGGCCGGCGGAGCCCCGAGCCGCGGGUUCGCGGAGUCGGCUGGCACUUACCUCGACAAGGACGCGGUCACGGAGCGCGUGCUGAACGUAGUUAAGAAGUUCCAGAAGGUGGAUCCGAAACUGGUGACCCCCACGGCGAGCUUCCAGAAGGACUUGGGGCUGGACUCGCUAGACGGGGUGGAGGUGGUGAUGGCGUUUGAGGAGGAGUUUGCUGUCGAGAUCCCCGAUGCUGAUGCCGAUAAAAUCCAAUCCUGUGCCGAUGCUAUCGCUUACAUUGCGUCGCACCCACAGGCCAACGCAGCAGUGAAGGGCGCUUCUCUCUCCGCCAAUCGCCUAGCAGUAGCUCCCAUCGUCGCUCCCCGCGGACUCGGCGUGACCGCCCUCCUCGGCUUCAAUAAGGCCGCCGUCCCCGCUAAGACCGCCCCCGUAAAGAAGCAACUGCGCACCGAGGAUGGCAUCUUCGGCACAUCUGGCGGCUUCGGCUUCACGAAAGCCAACGAGCUCUUCGUGGGGCGCGUGGCGAUGCUCGGAUUUGCGGCGUCGCUGCUGGGCGAGGCGGUAACCGGGCAGGGAAUCCUUUCGCAACUGAACCUGGAGACGGGCAUCCCCAUCACGGAAGCCGAGCCGCUGCUGCUCUUCUUCAUCGCAUUCACCGUGCUCGGUGCCAUCGGCGGGCUGGGCGACCGCGGGCGAUUCGUGGACGACGAGGCGCCAGCGGGUCCGCCGGUGAAGCCGGGGAGCGUGAAGGCGGCGCUGGGGUUGAGCGAGGAGGGACCGCUGUUCGGUUUUACCAAGGCGAACGAGCUGUUCGUGGGGCGCAUGGCGCAACUGGGGUUCGCGGCGAGCCUGGUGGGCGAGGUGAUCACCGGGCGAGGCGCGCUGGCGCAGCUGAAUAUCGAGACUGGCUUGCCCGUGUGGGAGCUGGAGCCGCUGCUGCUCGCCAGUAUCGCCUUCUUCCUCAUCGCCGCUAUCAACCCCGGUACAGGGAAGUUCAUUAACGAUGACGAGUAG